GGUCUUUGGGGGCUAUAAAAGCAUUUGUGCCUUAGACAGCGGCAUUAUUCAGCUUUGUGUUCUUGCCACGAGUUCAACUUGCAACCAAAACCAAAAUGUUCAAAUACUUCGUUUUUGCCGCUUUCUGCCUGGCCAGCGCUGCUGCUGCUCCUGGCUAUUUGGGAGGAUUAGCUGCUCCGGCCUUGCCGCUAGCUGCAGCUGCUCCGGCCAUCUCCUAUGGACACGCCUUGGCUGCUCCCUCGAUUGCUUCCUACGGACUGGCCCCUAGGCUUAGCUAUGCCGCUCCGGCCUUGGCGCACGCUCCUCUGGCUGCUCCGGCCCUUUCCGCCUACGGACUGGGUUAUGGUCACGGUCCCAUUGGCCUGGCUCAUGCUCCUUUGGGACUGGCUCACGCCCCUCUGGCCGCUCCCUUGGGAUUGGGCUACAAGUCGGCCUAUCCUGCUCUGGGUGCUCCUCUGGGACUGGGCUACAAGACAGCUCUGGCUGCUCCUGCCUAUGGACUCGCUCAUGGAUGGUAAACGAGGUCCAUCCCACCCAGCAUCGUUUUCCGCAUGCAUUUCGUUUUGUUUGGAUCGGUCAGAAAUGAGAUGUAAAUACACA
Molecule: messenger RNA, 600 nt
Organism: Drosophila mauritiana
Lineage: Eukaryota; Metazoa; Arthropoda; Insecta; Diptera; Drosophilidae
Product: cuticle protein 10.6
Exons: 2
Coding region: 96-518 (140 amino acids)
Source: RefSeq, a predicted model, not a curated record